AUGAAGGUAGGAGUCAUCGAAACCCAUCACUCCCAUACAAUUGUUCCCAGUGUGGUAGUGCAAGACACCAGUGAGGACCCUGGACCAAUCGAUGGAGGGGAAAACAGGUAUGCCAAAUUUACCAUAUUGCAACAGUAUCUACCUGGUGCAUUUGCACGGUACAAUAUUAACAACAAUAGUAAUAAAGAUGAAGAGAAGAAAAAGAAAAAAGAAAAGAAGAGCAAGUCAGAAAAAAAAAAGGAUGGAGAAACAAAAAAGGAAAAAAAGGAGAAAACAAAAAAUAAAGAUAAGUCCAAGAAGAAAGAAAAUAAAGAAGAGAAGAAGAAAGAUAUUUUCACUAUAGACCCAGCAGGAAAUAUAUAUUAUAACUGGUUGUUUUGCAUCACAAUGCCUGUCAUGUACAACUGGACCAUGAUUAUUGCUAGAGCCUGUUUUGAUGAGCUGCAGCACGACUACUUGUUGGCAUGGUUUAUUAUAGAUUACAUAUCUGAUGCCAUCUAUGUUGUUGACAUGUUUGUACGGACAAGAACCGGUUACCUGGAGCAAGGUCUUCUGGUGAAAGAAGAAGAAAAGCUUCGAGAGAAAUAUAAGUCAUCUCUGCAAUUCAAAUUAGAUUUUCUCUCCAUCAUACCAACUGAUCUCUUAUACUUUAAGUUAGGACUGAACUACCCGGAAUUAAGAAUAAACAGACUACUCAGAGUAGCUCGGAUGUUUGAAUUCUUCCAGCGAACAGAAACAAGGACAAACUACCCAAAUAUCUUCAGGAUCUCUAACCUUGUCAUGUACAUUGUGAUUAUUAUUCACUGGAAUGCCUGUGUGUAUUACUCGAUCUCCAAAGCCAUUGGAUUUGGGGCUGACACAUGGGUCUACCCCAACAUCUCUGACCCUGAAUUUGCCCGUCUGACUAGAAAGUAUGUCUACAGUCUUUACUGGUCAACACUGACCCUGACUACUAUUGGUGAAACCCCCCCUCCUGUAAGAGAUUCUGAGUAUUUCUUUGUGGUCAUUGACUUCUUGGUUGGAGUAUUGAUUUUUGCUACUAUCGUUGGUAACGUGGGCUCUAUGAUCUCCAACAUGAAUGCUGCCAGGGCAGAGUUUCAAGCAAGGAUCGAUGCUAUCAAGCAGUAUAUGCACUUUCGGAAUGUGAGUAAAGACAUGGAAAAACGAGUUAUAAAGUGGUUUGAUUACCUGUGGACAAACAAAAAGGCUGUAGAUGAAAGGGAAGUCUUGAAGUAUCUGCCAGAUAAACUAAGAGCAGAGAUUGCAAUCAAUGUUCACCUGGAAACACUAAAAAAAGUUCGGAUUUUUGCAGACUGUGAAGCUGGUCUGUUGGUGGAACUGGUUUUGAAACUCCAGCCACAAGUGUACAGUCCUGGGGAUUAUAUUUGCAGAAAAGGAGAUAUUGGACGAGAGAUGUACAUUAUCAAGGAAGGAAAGCUGGCAGUAGUCGCUGAUGAUGGAAUUACCCAAUUUGUGGUCCUAAGUGAUGGCAGCUAUUUUGGAGAAAUCAGCAUUCUUAAUAUCAAAGGUAGCAAAGCUGGCAACCGAAGAACAGCCAAUAUUAGAAGUAUUGGAUACUCAGACUUGUUUUGUCUGUCUAAAGAUGAUCUCAUGGAGGCUUUAACAGAAUAUCCAGACGCAAAGGCUAUGCUGGAAGAAAAAGGCAAGCAAAUCCUAAUGAAAGAUGGGUUGCUGGACAUUGAAGUUGCCAAUUUAGGAAGUGAUCCUAAAGAUUUGGAAGACAAGGUCACCUACAUGCAAGGAGCAGUGGACAGAUUACAAACAAAGUUUGCCAGGUUGUUGGCUGAAUAUGACGCUGCACAACAGAAGCUGAAAAAAAGACUUACAAAAAUUGAGAAAAUAUUGAAACCAGUUAUAGAGCAAGAAUUUGCAGACUUAGACGAAGCAGAUCCAUUGACAGACAAACCUGGAAAGGCAGAAUAA
Messenger RNA from Chaetura pelagica (chimney swift), 1944 nucleotides. It is a transcript of the gene CNGA1, whose product is annotated as cyclic nucleotide gated channel alpha 1. The record is from RefSeq and is a predicted model, not a curated record. The transcript has 7 exons. NCBI's taxonomy places the organism in Eukaryota, Metazoa, Chordata, Aves, Apodiformes, Apodidae. Gene Ontology annotation, biological process: monoatomic cation transmembrane transport. Gene Ontology annotation, molecular function: intracellularly cGMP-activated cation channel activity; intracellularly cAMP-activated cation channel activity; cGMP binding. Gene Ontology annotation, cellular component: plasma membrane; intracellular cyclic nucleotide activated cation channel complex. Bases 1 to 1944 code for a protein of 647 amino acids.